AUUCGAUGUUAAUUUUCAGUAUUGUAAAUUGUUUCUCAAUCAUUUUAAUCUAUAAAUGUUAUUUGUACAACGAAAAUGAAGCAAGUAAUCGAUUUUACGGAAUCUUUGAAGGAUUCACCUUCAUUCAGAAAUUCUCUGGAGGAGGUUCACUCCGAUCUAGAAGUUUUAGAAACUAAAUUAACUCAGAUUGUUAAAAGCGUCGAUGAUAUGUUUAACAAGGGACAAACUUAUUUAUCAGCAAAUGUAAAGCUCAUUUUGGGCCUAGAAGAUUUAUCAAAUUAUUUUCGAAAUGAUUUUGAGAUUAAGAAUGUUCUUGGUAAAACUGUGGAAUGUUUAAGGGAUGUAAUGCAAUUCCAUAAUACGCUACUAGAUCAGGCUCGACGUUCUAUUAGGGAAAAUCUUAACACCUUUAUACAUAAAGAUAUUAAACAAUUGAAAGAGAGAAGAAGAGAAUUUCAGAAAGUUAGCACAGAUUUCGACUCGGCACUCUAUCGAACUUCGAUUGCUCCAAAGUAUAAGAUUUCCGACUGUAAGGAAGCCGAUGAAUGUUUGGCUCAUGUUAAGACUACUUUUAGUCAUGUGGCGUUUGAUUACGUUUGCCAAACUAAUGAUAUAAUGUGCAAGAGAAGAUUUGAAAUUCUGGACACGAUGAGAUCCUUCUUAAACGCUCAGAAUACAUACUUUCACCAAGGAUACGAAUAUUUUACGAAGGAGUGUGAUUGUUUUAUGAAAACUUUAACGGAAAAGAUAAAUAUCAUUAAUGCAAACAUGAAAAAGGAGGAGGAAAAGACUAAAUCUAUGCAAAAGGAUUUGAUAACAGAGGAUCGGAUACUUUCUCAAUUUCCGGUACAACUAAGAAAAUCUGAAAAUGAUAGCAUUCUCCAAGAAGAACAGAUUGAAGGUUACUUGUGGCGGAGGACCACAACAAAAAUCAAACCUUGGGUUCGGAGAUGGUUUGUUGCUUCAGAAAAUUCUGUUAAAUACUGUAAAAGAGAAAAUCUGGACGAUUGGACAACUCUCGAACCAGACUUAAGAGUAUGUAAAGUUCGAUUAAUCUCGGACAACGAAAAGAGAUUUUGCUUUGAACUAAUGUCUCCAAGAAAAGUGCAUCUACUCCAAGCCGAUUCAGAGCUUGAUUGUACUAGAUGGAUAUGCGUAUUACAAAAAUUCAUAUCUCAAGCGUUAACAUGCCAAAUUAAUAGAGAGAGUCAAUUAACUUCACAAAAUUCACCCAAAUCUUCACCUCAAAGAAACUUAGAAGAAUUUCUUUCAACAACUAACACUGGAAAGCAUGAAAGUAACUCUAAAGUACUGCAACUUUUACCGGGCAACGAUAAAUGCUGCGAUUGCGGAGCUCAUCAACCUCAAUGGGCUUCCAUUAAUCUAGGUAUUACUCUCUGCAUUAAAUGCUCUGGGGUUCAUCGAAGUCUCGGAGUUUAUACGUCAAAGAUACGAGCAGUUCAUUUAGAUGUUUGGGAUAAAACUUUGCUUAGAGUCAUGGCUAAACUUGGUAAUAGUAUAGUUAAUCAAAUUUACGAAGCGGAAGUUGAUGAAAAUGUAAUUAAGGCAGUUCCAGAGUCUAAUUCGAUUGAAAGAGAAACAUGGAUAAAAUCAAAAUAUGUCUCAAAAAGUUACGUAAAGAAGCUACAGAAUUCCGACGAAGUUCUUCGAUCUGGUAAACGACGCUGGAUAGUUAAAAAACGUAAAGCCUCUCGUUUAGAUGACAUUUCUACAUCUUCUGAGAGCAGUUUGUUAGUAAUUGGUGCUGAUUUAGCUCCAACACCACCUGACAAUGAUGCAUUUGGCGAUGACAACUCUAGUGAAACUGAAUUGGACGAUCAAUCUGUAGAGAUAGAAGAUAUUGAUGCAUUUAAUCCGAAUGUAUUGCUAUAUAGAGCAGCCGAAGCAAGACAACCAAAAGUCAUUUUAGAGGCUUUAGCCAUGGGAGCUGAAAUUAAUUUUAAGUACGAAGAGAGAGAAGGAAAAACCUCUUUAAUGGCUGCUGUUGAAGUGGGGUCGCAAGUGGCAACAGAACUCUUACUAUUAAAUAACGCAAAUAUUGAUCUCAAAGAUUCUAGAGGUCGAACGGCUUUACACCAUGCUGUUUUGAACAAUAGAAAAGGAAAUGCUAGUCAGUUAAUUAAAAGGAAAGCAAAUUUUCGCUCAGUUGAUGAGGACGGCAAAGACCCAUUGCAAAUUGCCCUUCAGAACGAAAGCGCCGAUAUUGUAGCAUUGUUACGAAUGGCACAAAUGAGAGAAGAAAUGUCAGACGAUGACGACAGUAGCAUGCUUACUCAAGCAAUAAAUGAGUUUACUGAAAACGAUGCUGAUGCUCCCUAG
Dimorphilus gyrociliatus is the source of this 2340-nucleotide messenger RNA. NCBI's taxonomy places the organism in Eukaryota, Metazoa, Annelida, Polychaeta, Dinophilidae. The record is from the annotation of a GenBank genome assembly.